AAACACCGCGUGGUUUGUUUCUAUAUGUUGUUACUCAUGAAAUUCAACUGUCUCUAUUAUGCGUAAAGACACUCACGUUUAAUUGUACUUCGUCUUCUUCGAAAACGAUGUUGAAAACCUGAUGUGUCGGCUAGGGUGAAUUUACCAAAGGCAUGACAAAUGCAGCUAAUUCGUUUCGAUAUCUGGAUAUGCUAAUGUAAAACUGUUAUGUUAGAAUAUCAAUCGUAAAGGUUGAAAUUUUGAAGAUUUUUGAAUUAUUGGACAAAAAUUAAUCCUAAUCUACAAACGGGAAGGCUCUUUCCAAAAUAAAAGUUUUCUCUUUCAAACAGAUGUCAUACCAAUUUGUACAUGGUCUAACUUCUGUUAAAUAACUAAUUGGUAUUUAGCUUCUAUGAGUACUACUUUUCUUUAAUUAUUGGCAAAAGUAACUAUGAAUUUCUUUAUGUAGUGAAAUGUAUACACCUUAGUUGUGUGCUAAAGCGUCAACGUGAAGAGUCUAUUUGAAGCACAGUAGAGUGGUGUGGGUAUUUGCAUUGCUGGCCUGGAAAACGGGAGAUGGUAUGUGCACCAGUGAUUACAGGUCGAGCUUAUUUACACAGCUACAGUGAGCCUGCAUACAACCCGUUGGAUAUCAACCAGUGAACUGUCAGAGGUGACUUAGCGGUAAACAUGGUUGACGAUAUCCAUAUGUGCAGAUCAGCAGUGCGGUUUUUCAAAGCACGGACGGUCAAGCUAAACCUCAAGAUUCCGCCCUCUGCUCUGGGUGAAGUGGGACUCAGUGGUAAUUCCUGUAGUCACGUUUUUGAAGCAGUCCUUAGCGGGGAUUAUGGUUUUGCCUUGCAUAGGUGGGCGUUUGUCGGUACAGCAUGCCAGGUGUCAUUAGUUGUAGCCUUAGUAAUAUGAGUAGUCUCAAAGAAGCCCCCAUAUGUGAAAUUCCCUUUAGAAGGAGAUAGUCUUUCAAAGUGAGGUGCAUCUCUUCUGCAGGAUUGUAGAACUACAGCCAGACACAUCCCAAUCAUGUCUUCCAUUUGCAGGUGAGUAACCUCAAAUAACCUGGUUACCUGGGGAAUGUGGAAGCACUGAACCCUGAAAGUUGGGGAGGGAGUUCUGCGAUUGCACUGAUCAGUAUUGAGGGCAUGUUAAUAGAGUCCUUUGGCAGGAGCGUUGGGCUUUCAUGCAGAUGAAUUACAGCCACGUUGCCUGCUACAUGAGACGAUCAAACCUUGAUUAAUGGCUUCCAAGCAGAUGAGGUUCCACCUGAGAGCUGAACCGAAAAUCGGAUCAAGACUCUCUUUAGCUAGUUAGUUAGUUAUCCAGGUAGUUAGGUAGGUAGGUAUUUACUUAGUUGGUUAGGUAGUUGUUUAUUUAUUCACUUAGUUAAUUAUUCAUUUAGUUAGUUAAUUAGGUAGUUAUCCAGUCAGUUAGUUACUUAGCUAGUUAGUUAGUCGGUUACUUAGUUAGUCAAGUAGUUAGUUAGUUAGGUAUUUAUCUAUUUAUUUAUUUAUUUAGUUAGUUCGUAACUUAGUUAGUUAUUAAGACAAUUAUUUAUUCAUUUAGUUAGUUAGUUGGUUGGUAAGUUAGUUAGUUGGUUAUUUGGUUAGUUAGGUAGUUAAUUAGCUAGUUAGUUAGUUAGUUGGUUAGUUAGUUACUUAGUUAGAUAGUUGGUUAUUUAGGCAAUACGAAGCAUGUAUCUUUACGCUCACCUUCAACUGUGUAAUGGAAAUAAACGAUGUGUGAAAUGAUGGAUCAUUUGAAUGGUAUAGAAGAACUGAAAGUUAACAAAAUUAUAAUGUUCACAAGAACCAAAUUUUAUCUUUCAUUUUCAGGUAUGCGUUGAUUGCAGUUAAUAGUAAGCUCAAAAUUGUGGUAAAAAAAGGAUUUAAAACCUACUGGUUGUAAAAAUCUGACAUCAUUCAUAUACGUGACAAUGCCUACAUUCUCAUAUGUUGUUUUAUUUCAGAUCAUUUUAGCUCAGUAUAGGCAUACAUAUUGAACAAAAAUGGAUUAUGAUAAAGAUGAUGAUUGUGUUUUAUACUCAGCUCGUGAGCUUCCACGUAUUGAGAUUGAAGAACGUCUAAGAUUUUACAAAAUGGAAUUAGAUAAGAAGGAUGAAUUGAUAAGAGAAAUGAUGAAAAUAACAGCUAAUACACCAGCAGUUAUUCCGCAUUUUCGAACAUCAGAUACACAAAUUUGUUCACAUGAAAAAUUAGAAGAAAUUCGAGUUAAAGUUGAAAAACUUCAACAUACAAUUGCAGAGAAUAAAGAAGUGAUACAUGAAAAAAAUAUGACAAUUAAUGAAUUGAAAACUGAAUGUGAUAUGAUACGAUUAGAAAAUGUAGAUCAUUUGAAAAGAAUUGAAGAAUUGGAAAACUUAUUACUAGAACAAUCACAUAAGCUUCAUAGUCACGAACAAGCUGAAAAUCAACACACUUUAGUUAUUCAAUCGUUACAAGAAGAUGUGAAGUUGAAAAUGAGCAAACUUUUAGAUUUACGUUACCAAUAUAAAAUAUUAGAGGAGAAGUAUGAAAGUAAACUACAAGGUGAGAAAAAAUCUGAAGAAGAAUUCGAAAAAUACCUAAGAGAUCAAGCAAAUUUACUGGAAUGUGAAGCUAAGUCACAAAUAUGUAUACUUAAGCUAACUGAUAUGCUCAGAUCAUUCUCCGAUUGUAAGGAACAAAUUAAACGACAAGGUGAUUCAAUCGAAGCCUAUGAAUUUGAGCAAAGAGCAUGUAGAGAAACUAUUUCACGUCUAUCUGGAGAAAUUAAUAAAGAACAAACGGCAAGACAAGCAGCUGAAAACUCUGAAAGAGAAAUAAAACAGGAGUUGGCGAAAACUGAAUCAGCUUAUGAAAGAUCAGAAGCUCGUAUACGUUUAUUAGAGGAACGUAUACAUAGUUUAACACAAUCACUUCAAGUUGCAAGAGGUGAUGCAGUAGAACGUGAAAAACAGUUGAAUAGAAUAAAUGAAGUGGAGUCAAUGUUUCAACGUAAAGAUAGUGAUGAUAAUAAUGUAUCUACUCACUCUAUUACACCAGAACAAGAGAAAUUUGAUUGGACUUCAGAUGAUAUACAUGCUAUUCAAAAGUUUGCAAAUACAAUGGCUUCCUCGUUUUCAUUUCCGCAACCAGCUCAGUUAUCAAUACUAUUCGACACAGUUACAAAGCGGAUUGAAGAAAUGGAGGAAUCUUUGAAACAACAGACUCAAAUUAUUUCAGAUUUGGAAUCAGAAGUGAACAAUUUAAGGGAGGAACGAUCAAAGUAUAAUUCAAAUGGCAAUCUUUUAAAAGAGCGCAUUGUUUAUCUCGAACAGUAUAGAGCUUCAGACGGUACAUUGAUUGAUGAAUUAAGGAGUGAAAGAGACAGGUUGCACUACCAUUUAUGCAAAUUGGCGCAACUUCUCAAAAUUGAUGAACCUAUUGCUGAAUUGGGUGCAGAAAUUUUAGGAGAUACAAUAGCCAUUCGUCUCAGUCAAUUGCAACAAGGGGAAACAGAGAAACAGACAAAUCAACGCUUACAAAUUUCACGUUUACAGCGGGAGCUACGUGAAACGAAAGAUAGAGCUGAAUCACUUGAUUUGCAGGUUGGUGUAAUGCGACGUCGAUUAGCUGAUGCACAAGAGAAUAGACAUCAAAUAGUGACACCAGCGAGUAGUACACCUGUGACACUGGCUACUUCAGAAAAAGAAAGACGACGACUUUUGAAACAAUUGGAACAGUUAAAAGAAGUUGAAGAAAAUCUACGCCAGGAAGUUGUUAUGCUAAAAGCUAGAUUGCUAGAAUCCAGUCAAACUAAGCUUGCUCAAAUGAGUAUAUCAAAAGCAUUACGUGUUGCUCAAAAUAAAAUUGAUGAAUUAGGCUUGAUAUGUGAAAAACGUGAUAAUGAGAUUAAAAAAUUAUCUGAAGAAUUGAAUGAUUGUAAAAAGGAAUCAAAUAUAGAAUUAGAAAAUCAAAAUGAAGAAUUAAUAAAAUUACGUGAAGAAGUGAAAUAUUUGCAAACUUCACUAAAUACUAGUCAAAAAUCUGAAGAACAUCUUCUUGAAUUUCGUAAACUUGUUGCAAUCUAUCUUGGAUUAGAUAAUGAGCGACUGACAGUUCCAGAUUAUGAAAUAUUAACACAUUUGGAUAGACUGAUUUCAGCCAAUCAAUCUCAUGUUGCUAAUGCUGUGGCAACAGAAAGAGCAAUUGAUUUAGUAACCGGUAAUAACAGAUCUAAUGUUAUGAGUCAAUUUAGUCGAUGAAACAAUCAGAAAGGACCCCUUUUUUAUAAAUGAACGCUUUCCAGAUGCAUUUUUUAUGAUAAAAUGCCAACAAAUAAACAGUGAUAUAAUCCUUACUAUUAUUUUAAGGAUAUAAAAGUGUACAUGAAAUUAAAUUAUGAUAAUCAUGAAUAAAUCUGUUGAAACCUGUUUCUUUGAAACAUACAUUUGGUAACAAGUAAAUGCAAAUUUUAAAAACAGCUUUUGAGUAUAUAUGUUGAAAGAACUAUAAUAAGUAAUAUGAAUCAUAAGCGAC
This is a messenger RNA of Heterobilharzia americana, 4511 nucleotides long. NCBI's taxonomy places the organism in Eukaryota, Metazoa, Platyhelminthes, Trematoda, Strigeidida, Schistosomatidae. The record is from the annotation of a GenBank genome assembly.